AUGUCCGCCAACCCGGAACCUGAGGGCGUCAUUCCCUUUCCCUACCAAGGCGAGACCUUCCAGACCUACUACAAGGUCUUCGGCAGCCUCCAAACCCGCACGCGCCCCCCGGUCGUCGUCAUUCACGGGGGCCCCGCGCUCUCACACGACUACCUGCUCCCGCUCGCGGACCUCACCGAGCAAUCCUUCCCCGUCAUCCUGUACGACCAGCUUGGAAACGCGCGCUCGACGCAUCUCCCCGACAAAGAACUCACGUUUUGGACGAUCGAUCUCUUCCUCGACGAGCUCGACAAUCUCCUCACCCACUUCGGCAUUCAGGAUGCGUACCACAUCGUAGGGCACUCCUGGGGUGGAAUGAUGGCGGCGGAAUUCGCGGUGCGGAGGCAGCCCACGGGGUUGCAACGUCUCGUGAUCGCUGAUGCCCCAGCGGAGGCCUUGAUGUGGGGCAAGUCGUUCACGGAGUUGUUGGAGAAAUUUCCUCAGCCUGUCAAAGACGCGAUCUCAAAGGGGUUCGAGGAUCGGGAGGGGUAUUGGAAAGCCCUCCUGGAGAUAUACGCCGUGCACAGUUGCAGGGUGAAGCCGUUCCCGAAGGAGCUGGAGUACUCGCUGCUGCAGGUGUACGGCGAGGACGCCGACCGGACUGUAGAUAAAGCUCCAAUGUUGCACGGAUGGACAAUCAUUGACCGUCUACACCUCAUAAAAGUGCCGACUCUUGUGAUUAACGGUCGCUACGACAUCGCGCAGGAUUGGGUCAUCAAGCCCUUCGCAUAUAACAUCCCGAAUUCGACGUGGAUCACCUUCGAGGCGUCCAGUCAUACCCCCUUCUGGGAGGAGCGGGAGCGGUUCAUGCAGGUCGUUGGCGAGUUUCUGCAAAACUGAAAAUAGUCAGGACGUCUCCCCGAGGCUUUGCAGAUAGACUAGACACAUCACCGAGAACUAGCAACUAAAAC
Molecule: messenger RNA, 950 nt
Organism: Trametes versicolor FP-101664 SS1
Lineage: Eukaryota; Fungi; Basidiomycota; Agaricomycetes; Polyporales; Polyporaceae
Product: proline-specific peptidase
Exons: 2
Coding region: 1-879 (292 amino acids)
Biological process (GO): proteolysis
Molecular function (GO): peptidase activity
Source: RefSeq, a predicted model, not a curated record